AUGGCUGGCCGGCUUGCUAAUAGCUUCAAAUCUGCUGCGGUUUUUGCUUAUGGGUUUCUGACUCUGAUUCUGUAUGGACUUCAGGCUGUGAAACUUGGACUUUUCUUCAAACGUCCCUCUGAGAAGGAGAACUUGGAGUUGCAGUUAGCCCGCGACCGCUUCUGGAAUCUCUCGAAGGAAUGCUUCGGUCUUUCUCAUCACAUCCUCUCCCUGCGAGACGGAUUCAAAUUCCACUACCUUUGCAAUGAUUCCCCUGAGAACUCGGCGGCCUCCCAGAAACCACUAGCGAUCUUCGUCCAUGGCUUUCCUGAUAGUUGGGCCGUGUGGCGAUACAUAGUGAGCUCCAGUUCCCUUCAAUCUGCGGCUACACUGGUCGUCGUCGACUUACCGGGUUACGGAGGAAGCGAUACUCUGGACAAAUAUUCGGCGACAAACGUCUUGGAGAGCUUGACAGAGUUUAUCAUUGCCAUUAGAGCCAAGUACGGGAUAGAUACGGAGACUGGAAACAACCAGCGACGGACGAUUAUCGUAGGGCAUGACUGGGGUUGCGUUAUCUCCACGCGGCUUGCAGCUGAAGCUCCUCAGUUGGCUGACCGGUUUGUCGUCACCAAUGGGCCGGUGCCCGGUCUGGCUGCAGCGAACAUUCGUCGCCUUCUAUCCUCCUCGUCGAAAAUGUUCAAGACUUCGAUUCGCUCACCAAUCCGGUCGCGCUCGACUCUCAUCAAAGCCGUCAGGUCCCUGUGGCCUGUGUUCCGGCAAUUGAAGCGCUCGGGCUAUAUCUUUGUGAUGCAAUUGCCAAUGGGCUUUGUUACAUACUUCGGCAGCGGGGGCAACUUUUCCUUCCUAAAGGCGGUUCAUCAGACCUCCCAUGGUGAUAUCGACUUCACCGCUCGGGAUGCUGCAGAAUGUAUGGCGAGCACUAUGGGUCCGUCGACCGAAGAAUGCAAGACACGGACUGCCGCAGGCGACGAGUAUCCAGUUUCGGUGAAGGAGGAACGUGCGCUCUCUAACUUUCAGCACAUGGUUGGCUACUACCGAGAUGGGGCGGCAUUGGGCCGCUGGUGCAAAUCGGUCCAAACAAUCGCCGACCUGCAUAGCAUUGCGGGAGGGAAUGAGCUGCGGCGCAUUAGUAGUGGAGUUGGUUUGUUCGAUGACGGACCUACGGGAGCGUUGAAAGCAAGCUCCACGAUCCUCUGGGGUAAGGCAGAUGUUGCUCUCGACCCUCAGAUUUGCCUUGAUGGCAUCUCAGACUACCUGGUUUACAAUAGCGAGGUCGUCAUGCUUCCACGCUCUCGUCACUUCACGCCAUUGGAGCGCGAGAGCCGUGUGGCCAUUGAGAAGACCGUGGAAUGGGCUGUGAAGGGAGAACGAGAGGACAUUGGUGCUGUUGUUCAGGCUUGUUACCCUGAAGCCGUCGUGACUGUUCGCAAGUAA
Molecule: messenger RNA, 1434 nt
Organism: Aspergillus fischeri NRRL 181
Lineage: Eukaryota; Fungi; Ascomycota; Eurotiomycetes; Eurotiales; Aspergillaceae
Product: alpha/beta fold hydrolase
Exons: 3
Coding region: 1-1434 (477 amino acids)
Molecular function (GO): hydrolase activity
Source: RefSeq, a predicted model, not a curated record